This is a messenger RNA of Grammomys surdaster, 2956 nucleotides long. RefSeq names its product glutamate metabotropic receptor 7 (gene Grm7). Gene Ontology annotation, cellular component: membrane. Gene Ontology annotation, molecular function: group III metabotropic glutamate receptor activity. The transcript has 7 exons. The coding region runs from base 1 to 1791 and encodes 596 amino acids. The record is from RefSeq and is a predicted model, not a curated record. NCBI's taxonomy places the organism in Eukaryota, Metazoa, Chordata, Mammalia, Rodentia, Muridae. Gene Ontology annotation, biological process: G protein-coupled glutamate receptor signaling pathway; regulation of synaptic transmission, glutamatergic.
AUGGACAUUUGUGCUGAGACGGUGGUUGAAUGUAAUGGGACAGUAAAGCUUUGUGAUAUGACAGGAGACCAUAGUGGAUUUGAUGCUUACUUCACAUCCCGGACACUUGAAAACAACAGGAGAAAUGUAUGGUUUGCUGAAUAUUGGGAAGAAAACUUCAACUGCAAGUUGACAAUUAGUGGAUCCAAAAAAGAAGACACGGAUCGCAAAUGCACAGGACAGGAGCGAAUUGGAAAAGACUCCAAUUAUGAGCAGGAAGGUAAAGUGCAGUUUGUGAUCGAUGCUGUCUAUGCCAUGGCACAUGCCCUUCAUCACAUGAAUAAGGAUCUGUGUGCUGACUACCGGGGAGUAUGCCCAGAGAUGGAGCAAGCAGGGGGCAAGAAGUUGUUGAAGUAUAUCCGCAAUGUUAACUUCAAUGGUAGUGCUGGAACCCCAGUGAUGUUUAACAAAAAUGGGGAUGCUCCAGGGCGUUAUGACAUCUUCCAAUACCAGACAACAAACACUACCAAUCCUGGUUAUCGUCUCAUUGGGCAGUGGACAGAUGAACUUCAGCUCAAUAUAGAGGACAUGCAGUGGGGCAAAGGAGUCCGUGAGAUCCCACCCUCUGUGUGCACAUUGCCAUGCAAGCCUGGGCAGAGGAAGAAGACACAGAAGGGAACCCCUUGCUGCUGGACCUGUGAGCCCUGUGAUGGAUAUCAGUAUCAGUUUGAUGAGAUGACAUGUCAGCAUUGUCCCUAUGACCAGAGGCCCAAUGAGAACAGAACUGGCUGUCAGAACAUCCCAAUCAUCAAACUGGAGUGGCACUCCCCUUGGGCUGUCAUUCCUGUCUUCCUGGCAAUGUUGGGGAUCAUUGCCACCAUCUUUGUCAUGGCAACUUUCAUCCGCUACAAUGACACACCCAUUGUCAGGGCAUCUGGGCGGGAACUCAGCUAUGUUUUAUUGACAGGCAUCUUUCUCUGCUACAUCAUCACCUUCCUAAUGAUUGCCAAACCAGAUGUGGCAGUGUGUUCUUUCCGACGUGUCUUCUUGGGCUUGGGCAUGUGUAUUAGUUAUGCAGCCCUUUUAACAAAAACCAAUCGGAUUUAUCGCAUAUUCGAGCAGGGCAAGAAAUCGGUGACAGCUCCCAGACUCAUAAGCCCAACAUCACAACUGGCAAUCACUUCCAGUUUAAUAUCGGUGCAGCUUCUAGGUGUCUUCAUUUGGUUUGGGGUUGACCCACCUAACAUCAUCAUAGACUACGAUGAACAUAAAACAAUGAACCCAGAGCAAGCCAGGGGAGUUCUCAAAUGUGAUAUCACAGACCUUCAAAUCAUUUGUUCUUUGGGAUAUAGCAUUCUUCUCAUGGUCACAUGUACUGUGUAUGCCAUCAAGACUCGGGGUGUACCAGAGAAUUUUAAUGAAGCCAAGCCCAUUGGAUUCACUAUGUACACGACGUGUAUCGUAUGGCUUGCCUUCAUCCCAAUAUUUUUUGGCACAGCGCAAUCAGCAGAAAAGCUCUACAUACAAACUACCACGCUUACAAUCUCCAUGAACCUAAGUGCGUCAGUGGCGCUGGGAAUGCUAUACAUGCCGAAAGUGUACAUCAUCAUUUUCCACCCUGAACUCAAUGUCCAGAAACGGAAGCGAAGCUUCAAGGCCGUAGUUACAGCAGCUACCAUGUCAUCAAGGCUGUCACACAAACCCAGUGACAGGCCCAACGGUGAGGCAAAGACAGAACUCUGUGAAAACGUAGACCCAAACAGCCCUGCUGCAAAAAAGAAGUAUGUCAGUUAUAAUAACCUGGUUAUCUAAUCUGUUCCAUCCCAUGGAACCACGGAGGAAGAAGACCUUCAGUUAUUCUAUCACCUAGCCUGGCAUAGGACUCUUUUGGUCCUGCCCGCUUUCUAUCUCUGGAGGAGCUUCUCCACCCGGGAGAGCAAUGUUAGAGGAUCCACACAUCCAGAACAGCUGCUUUAUGAGACAUCUUUACUUUAUCUUGGCUUAAGAAGUCAUUGGCAUCAGCACUGCCAUCUUGGCUGCAAUUCUGGACUCCCUAAACAAAGGGAGAGUUGAGACUCAAGUCCCACCCGGCUCUUUUGGAUGAACCGCUGAGAGCCUCAGGACUGUUUUUUUUGGGGCUGACAUGUCUUUCUACGUACGUACUUCCAGGCUGCAAGGUUUUGAAAUUUUCUGUACAGUUUGUGAGGACAUUUGCACUUUGCCACUCAAUGUCGUACCUCGGUUCACUGUUUGUUUUUGAAUGCCCUGUUUUCAUAGAAUUUUAUCCUCUCAGAUGGUGGAAUCUUUGAGGAAACUUUAAAGUAACUAAUUUUUAUUUAAAAAAAAAUCUCGGCAGACAUAAGAGAACACAACCCCCCAUGCACAUCUGUAAAUGACUGUAUGGUUAUGAUUAUAGUACCACGAAAGAUCAUGGUUUUGUUUAUUUUUUAAAACACACACACAAAAAGAUACUUAAAGACCAAAAACUGUGCUGAGAAGAUAUGCCCUACCUAUCUUUGGUACAUGAUAGGUGCUGUGAUGGGAAAAGAAAGCACUGGAUAAAUGGGAUAGAGGUCUUGAUCUUUGGAAUGCAUGCCGGUAAUGUAUUUUACAGUAUGUUAAUAAUUUAUGUUUAAUAUUUGUAUUUGUGUUCUCUUUUGUUAUUUUACUUAGGAUAUAUGGAUUUUUGCAAUAAUUUUAAUGAUUCUUAAGCUAUUUGAAGGAAAGAAUAUGGAUUUCUCAUGUCUUGAGGUUUUGUUCAUUACCCCCAUGACUGACCAAUGUGAUAAGGACUUUAAAAAAGAAGCAUGUAUGUUUUUUACUGUUUGUAAGAAGUACUUUCGUUAAUCUUGCUGCUUAUGUGUCAAUUUAGUGGAAAAAAAUCCCUUGCUGAAAAAAAAAUUCCCUUUCCAUUCUCUUCCAGUUCUGUGGUAUUGUCCAAGAAUGUAUCAAUAAAAUACUUUGGUUAACUUUUUUA